ACCGGAGUUCGUCCGGUAAUGUCAUGAGUGGGAACGUCUCGGAAACCAUCUGGUCUAGAUAAGAUGAACACACCAAGAGGAAUUGUUAUGUUUUUGAAGACAAAGUAAACUUCGAGGAGCGUUUGUUUGGAUGAAAUUAACAGAAAAAACGUUAGGAUAUAAUAUAAACAUAACAUCACAACGGACAGGGGGAGCAGUGAAGCUAUAAUCUGAGUAUGGGCCCUGAGGAGCUGCCUGACCUUAUGGACACGAUGUCGAGCACUCCUCCUCCCUCUCCUCGUCCUGUCUGUUCAUCAUUCUCACCUCCUUACUGCUCUCCACCGUUCGUGACCUUACGCUCCCCUGCCACUCGUCACCUGACUCAGCUCGACCCCUGGAGGAGACACAGCUGGGAACCUGGAGCUGUUGCACAGGGAUAUCCACCCAAUGACACACGCAGUGUUAGUCUUGAAGAUCUGGAUCCGGAUGAGAUGUCCUUAGUGCUAAACGGUGCACUGAGGUCAAAAAGAGCUCGAGAGGCCCGCAGGUCUGUCACUCAAGCUUCCCUGACAUCACUCACCGAGGAGGAAGUUGGAGCAGAGCAUCAGGAACAUCAUCAAUCAGCGCUGGAGGUGCAGUCCAAUCAGAUGCAUGGCUGCAGUGUCUCCGCCCCCAGCCUGUGUAUCAUGCAGCAGAUGCCCAGAAGCUCCGCCCCUCGCCCGCGUUCCUACUGCCAUGAACAUUUUUCUUGUCUUGUUCGGUGUAAUCUAGAGAGUGUUUCGUACCACCAGAUUGGAGGAUCAUCUCACAGUAUAGACAGCGAGUUUGCUUCUCCGGAUUGGGACAUAGAUAGAGGGCAAAUAAAGGCUGAGGGGCACAAAAACAAAGAGGAUGCCUCAGGAAAUCGUCUGGAGCGAACACUGAGCUUCCUGCGCAAGAUGGCUGCUAAAAGCAAGUUCCAGACGCUUAUAUGUGCAUGCACACACACAAACAAUCACACAUGGGUCCAGUCAGCUGUUUGAAGCCUGAUCUGGUCCCAUUCACACAUAGGGAGGAAGGAGCUUGUGAAAGGACAGACCACAGGCACAAACUCAAAGCAGCAUGACCGGCUUUGUUUUUAACUUUGUUAGCAUUUAGGUAUUAAUUCUUUACCGUUUAGAGGGAACUUUUUGAUUGUAUUGUACAACAUUUUCAGCUUUGAAAAGUUAUUUUAAACUUUAAGAUAAGGCAUCAUUUUAUUAUUAAACUUAUUUGUAGC
Messenger RNA from Carassius carassius (crucian carp), 1237 nucleotides. RefSeq lists its product as uncharacterized. The record is from RefSeq and is a predicted model, not a curated record. Lineage: Eukaryota; Metazoa; Chordata; Actinopteri; Cypriniformes; Cyprinidae. The transcript is spliced from 8 exons. The coding region runs from base 216 to 1001 and encodes 261 amino acids.